AUGGAACAACACUUCUGUGCGAUUAGUACUGUACUUUCUAGUUGUCUCAUACUGUUGUAUGUUUCAUAUGGCUGGGAGACACGUUGGGUGAAACCCAAUUGGAAAAGGAGCGAAGGGAAAGCCGGUACAUUCAAGCACACGGAAGGGAAAUAUUCUGGGGACCCUGAUGACAAAGGCAUUCAAACAACGAUAGAUGAUAGGCAUUUUGCUAUCUCAGCCAAGAUACCGGAGUUCAGUAACAAAGGCCGAACAUUGGUGGUCCAGUACUCCAUAAAGUUUGAGCAGGAAAAUGAGUGUGGCGGCGGCUAUAUUAAGCUAAUGUCUGGUUAUGUCAACCAGAAGAAAUAUAGCGGAGACACUCCAUACAGUUUACUUGUUGAUAACCGUGAAAGAGAAUCUGGGAGCAUGUACACUGAUUGGGACAUCUUACCUCCUCGUAAAAUCAAGGAUGUUGGUGCCAAAAAGCCUAAGGAUUGGGAUGACAGAGAGUAUAUUGAGGAUCCUGAUGCGGUUAAACCUGAGGGCUAUGAUUCUAUUCCAAGAGAGAUUCUUGACCCAAAGGAUAAGAACCCCGACACGUGGGACAACGAUGAUGAUGGCAUAUGGAAACCUAGAAGGAUACUGAAUCCAGCAUACAAAGGACAAUGGAAGCGCAAGGUUUGUCUUGUUAUUUGUCCAUCAGUCUUUCGUGCUACUUUAUUUCUUUGCUUAGAAGCUAGGUUUUCCCGCCACGCCGCUGCAAAACAUGUAAGUAGAGAUCAUUUGACCCAUUUGAAGAUCAAAUUUAUAAUUAGAGACCAUUCUUGAAGAUCUUCAUGAUUUAGAGUGUUAAAUUUGACAUGUUGAUAA
Hordeum vulgare subsp. vulgare (domesticated barley) is the source of this 849-nucleotide messenger RNA. RefSeq names its product calreticulin-3-like. NCBI's taxonomy places the organism in Eukaryota, Viridiplantae, Streptophyta, Magnoliopsida, Poales, Poaceae. Gene Ontology annotation, cellular component: endoplasmic reticulum membrane; endoplasmic reticulum. The coding region runs from base 1 to 807 and encodes 268 amino acids. Gene Ontology annotation, molecular function: calcium ion binding. Gene Ontology annotation, biological process: protein folding. The transcript is spliced from 6 exons. The record is from RefSeq and is a predicted model, not a curated record.